Messenger RNA from Coprinopsis cinerea okayama7#130, 4050 nucleotides. Its product is annotated as nucleoporin Nup157/170. Gene Ontology annotation, biological process: protein import into nucleus; protein localization to nuclear inner membrane; transcription-dependent tethering of RNA polymerase II gene DNA at nuclear periphery. NCBI's taxonomy places the organism in Eukaryota, Fungi, Basidiomycota, Agaricomycetes, Agaricales, Psathyrellaceae. Gene Ontology annotation, cellular component: nuclear pore inner ring; nuclear pore. The coding region runs from base 1 to 4050 and encodes 1349 amino acids. Gene Ontology annotation, molecular function: protein binding; structural constituent of nuclear pore. The transcript is spliced from 21 exons. The record is from RefSeq and is a predicted model, not a curated record.
AUGAAAGCAGGUAUCCCAUCACGCUAUGUUUUCGACGGCUACUACCGCGUUCUGGAAUAUCUCCCCCCACGCAUGGCCUCCACUUUCUCGACUUUUGGCCCACAGAACGCAAGUGGAAGCCAUGUAUUGGGGUCUUCUGUUCGACAAGCGCCAGCGCCGAGGCCCGCGCCUGUCGAUCUCAACGCCCUUCAAAAUGCAAGCCGAGUCUUGGUGGAUCAACUGGCAAAAGACGCCCAAGUCAUACCGGACCUAGGGGAAACCCUGACUGGUGGCGUUGGACAGGCUUCGGGAAAUUACAGCAUCUUCCCGGAUGACAUUCGCGUACCGUACCAGAAGCGCCGUUUCAUUGGAAUUCCAGACGGCUUGUUCCAGUUCUAUGACAGCGUCAAUGUCACGACAAACAUGGGUAUCAUGCCAGAGAUCGAGCGAGUGUGGAUUUCAAUUGACCACAAGCUAUUCCUGUGGGAUUACAACGACGGCCAAGAGAUCGCAUCUUUUGUGGACCAACCAGACGUGAUCACCCAUGUCGCGCUUGUGAAGCCCAAACCAGGACUAUUCAUUGACGAUAUCACUUCGCUGUUGGUGAUAUGCACACCCGUGUCUGUCUUGCUCAUUGGCGUAUCCCUGUCCACCGGUCCGCAGGGAGAGCGAGGGCCGAAGAACAUCAACCUAUAUGCCACUGAUUUCACUGUUCCUUGUGAUGUGGAGAUGACCUCCGUCGUUGGGACGCCGGAGGGCCGCAUCUUUAUGUGUGGGACUUCAGAUGGGAAUCUAUACGAACUCCACUAUCAAGGAAACGAAUCCUGGUUCGCGAAGCGCGUUCAACUCAUCAAUCACUCCGUGGGCGGUGUCCAGAGUUUCCUUCCCAGAUUUGCUUCAACUUCACCAGAUGAACGAAUUGUCCAAGUGAUAUCCGACCCGGAGCGAAACUUGAUUUACACUGUCACAUCCCGAAGCUCCAUCGCAAUCUACAAGCCAAACGGCGACAAAGCUGUGCAGCACGUUCAAACAUUGUCGAACUUGUGCAAGGCCGCGCAGGACAAAGCGCCAGGUUCCCCGGCCCUUACCCCGCAAAGUUUCGCGCUGGUCUCGUUACACGUCGUCUCGCCUUCCGAAUCUCGUUCUGGCAUACAACUCAUCGGAUUGACCGCCAAUGGUAUCCGACUCUUCUUUGGUCCUUCACAGUCCUACUACGGUUAUUCAUCUGGUACCGGAUCGAGUAAUCGCCCGCUGUCGCUCUUGCACGUUCGACUACCUCCGACAAACUUAAUUCAUCCCGAUGAACAAGCUAGCGGGUAUCGUCCACCCGUGGUGUAUGGUGGAGCCCCAGUUGCUACCCAACCUACCUCCCGGCCUUAUGUCGUCACGACACUGGACAGCUCCAGCUACCACAAUGGUUUGACGAUUGCAGCACAGCCGGGGGAUACUGACGGAACGGAUUAUAUCCUAUGUCUUUCGCCGGACUUGACGCAUAUAAGCAACCUAGGGCAGCUGAAUCUUCCCAAUGCCCAGCCAAUUGCGCAGCAAUAUGGUUCUAAUGCCGCAGCUCCUUCUAAUCGAUUACCACUGGUCGAGUAUGCCACCUUGCUGUCUAUUCCAGGUCGCACUUGGGCUGUUGCCAGUGUAGCAGGGUCCUCUUCUCCCCCGCUCCCCACAGGAACGCCUUCAUACUCGUCCAUAAACGAGCUGGCAACGCAAUUCAACGAGCCCUCGCAUCAAUUCAUGUUGCUCACCAACGUUGGAUUGACCUUCUUGAUGAAGCGAAGGGCCGUGGACUACCUGAAAGCCGUCCUCGAGGAACUUCAAUCAGAAGGGAAUGUGCAACCAAUUGUCGAAUUCCGCGAUAGUUUUGGUCGCGACCAGACGUGUGCAAUGCUAUUGGCUCUGGCAAGCGGUAACACGUUCUUGGAUGGAGUGGAAGGGCCAUCGCCUGCUUCUGUCAGCAAUGUUAGCCCCGAAAUCGCUACAGUGGCAAAGCAAGCGUUCUACGACUUCGGAGAGAGGCCGAUAUGGGCGGAGAGGGCGAUGUAUGGGACUGUGGUCGCCGGGAAGGGCUGGCCAUGUAUUUUGCGCGAUUGUCCUCUGAACACGUGUGAAUUGGCUGUCUCUGAGAAGCACCUUCUUCAAGCACAACAUAACCUAUAUGCUUUGAAAGACUUCCUCGAUAGAAAUCCACACCUCUUCCAAUCGGCGCCUAGCGAAAAUGCCGCCGGUCGAGGGUCCAUUUCCGACCAGGAAGCAUGGAAGGCGGAGAACACGUCCGUAUCAGAACUACAGUCUUUGCUCAGUAGGACUAUCGAGGCGCUGUCCUUCGUUAUGCUCCUCAAUGAUUAUCGCUUGGGCGAUUUGAUUGCAAAUUGUGAUGCUGAUACGAAGAAAUUGAUUGAAGCGUCGACCUUUGAAGACCUUGUUACGACCACCAAUGGCAUGACGAUAUCUCGUGCCCUUGUAAACGUCGUCAUUGACCAACAAAUUGGCCAGCAAAUAAGUGUUGAUACCAUCAGCGAGGUGCUCCAGCACCGCUGUGGUUCGUUCUGUAGCACCGACGAUGUAAUGCUGUACAAGGCCAAAGAAAACAUCCGCAGGGCGGCUGAGACGAGAAAUCCCAAUGAACGCCAAAAAUGCCUUGCCGAGGCUCUCCGGCUCUUCACCAAGGGUGCCCGAAUAAUGGAAUUUGAAAAGCUGAGAGAGAUUAUUGGUGACUUCCAGCAGCUUAAUUACGCCAAGGGCGCCGUCCUUUUACCUCUCGCCUGUGCCCAAGCUCAAGACCCUGAUAACAUCGGCCUGGCGUAUUGGCACACCUCCCCGCCAGCAAACUCAACUGAUCCUCGCUCAGAAUUCAUCAAACACAGGCUGCAGGCCUACGAUCUCAUUCUGGAUUCUCUCUCGGUCUUCGAAGAGAAAUGCAGUGAUUCAAAGGCAGCAGGCGCUGUCCAAGCGUCGGAGACUCCAGAGGCCAUUCGGAGUCAUGCCUAUGAGCUCGCCUUUUCGAGCGAGGAUGAAAUGUUCCAUUCGACUCUCUAUGACUGGUUGAUUGGCCGACAUCUGGCUGAUGAUCUAUUGGAGAUGCGCCCACCGUACCUUGAAGCCCAUCUCCGACGAGAUCCACCAACCGUUGACAAGUACCAGCUACUUUGGCAAUUCUAUGUCAAGAAUGGCCAGUAUUUGCGGGCAGCCGAGGUUCUGGGUGCCUUGGCAGAGUCAACAGAAUUCGACUUGGAGCUCGCUUCCAGAGUGGAGUACUUGACCCUCGCAGUGGGCAAUGCCAAAUCCCAUCCUAUCUCUGCGGGUGGCCGCCACGAGACUGCGAUCACGUUCUUGACGGACCUGGAAGAGAAACUCGAUGUCGCUCAAGUUCAGCUGGAGAUCUAUCAAAAGCUGUCGCCUCACAUUUACGAUGCACCAGAAGUUGGCGCGGUAGUUGAAGAACUCAACAAGAGGCUUCUUACGUUGACAGAGUACGCUGUUGCGUUUGGCAUGCCCAAACUCCGGCUUCUUUGUCUGUAUGUGUCGGAACACUACGACGAGGCCGCUCUCAAGGAGGUCUGGAAUCAAAUUAUCGAAGAAUGCUGUGCCUCCCCGGACUUGUCUACGCAGAAGGAUGUAAUUUUCAAAGAAGUAGCUGAACUCGGCCAGAGAUAUUACCCUUCGGAGUCCGCUUUCCCCUUGCGAUAUGUUUCCUAUCUCCUUGUGAAGUUUAGGCUCGACAAUAAGGGUGAAGUUCCUUCCGGUUGGUUCUGUCGGUUGCUGGUGCAAUCCAAGGUGCCAUUUGUCGAGAUUUGGGAGAUCCUUCACAACAUGUAUGAAUCACAGGUACCCCCUUUCAACGACCAAGCCAAUGUCCAGGCAAUCUCCGAAGAAAUUGCCAUUCUUUUAACGGAUUGGCUGAACGAGGUGUUACGGCCCCAGUCCUCGAUCUCUCGAGCCGAGUUCCCUGCUGGGCGUGUGGAUGCUGCUAUCGAUCAAUACCUAGCCGAGCUGGAACCUACUCGUCUCGAGACCAAGGCGGCGUACGAAGAUGUGAAGCGUCAGCUACGCCGCUACUGGUGA